This is a messenger RNA of Durio zibethinus, 789 nucleotides long. The record is from RefSeq and is a predicted model, not a curated record. Lineage: Eukaryota; Viridiplantae; Streptophyta; Magnoliopsida; Malvales; Malvaceae.
AUGGGUGUUUUUGCUCAUUCUUUUGUUGUUGCUUUCAUGUGUGUUCUUUUUGCGGAUGGUAUUGCAAUUGCUGAUGAUCAUAAUGUCAAUAAAGUUGACAACCAUGUGUUUUAUAGUUCAUUUUUGCCUAACGCCAAGAUUGAAGGUAAAAGACUUAGAAGAUCUUUAACAACUGGAUCUGGACUGCCUGCCAUGCAUGCUUUACAUCGUGGUUUAGGGAUUGCUGCUGGUUUGGGGUCCCAUGUUGGUGGUGGGCAAGGUGGAUUAGGUGGUGGUGAAGGCCUAACAAGUGGAGUACAAGGCAGAUUAAAAAGUGGUGGUAAUCUUUGUGGAAGUGGUAGCAUUAGUGCUACUUUUCAAAAUAGUGGUGGAGCUAAUGUUGGAGGUGUAGAAAAAAGAGGAGUGCGAGGGCAACUUGGUGGAAGUGCCAACAAUGGCAUUACUAGUGCAACUGGUGCUGGAAGUGGAAAAAGAGUAGGUGGGCUUGAUGGAGGUGGUGUUGGAAGUGCUACUAUAAGUGCAAAUGGUGGAGGUGGUAACAUUGGUGCUACUAGUAGAAAUGGUAUUAAAGCUAGUUUUAGAGGUGAAGUAGGAAAAGGACGAGGAGCAAUUGAUGAAAAUAGUGUUAAAAGUGGCAACACUAGUAUUGGUGGUGGAGUUGGUGAUGGAGGUGGAGUAGGGGAAAGAGGUAUUGGCAGAGGAGGCAAUGAUGCUACUAUUGGUACAAAUGGUGAUGAAGUUGGAGCUAUUGGCAAAGAUGGAGGAAAAGGUUUUGAUAGAGGUGUAUGA